GUAAAAAAAAAACUUUUUUAGAUUUUUUGGGAGAUUUGACCAUUAUUUUUUGUUACUCGGUUUUUCUCUAUUCCAAAAACGUGUACUUUUAAAAAUUACUUCAUAAAAAGGAAAGAAAUUCUAGUGGGGAAAAAGGAAAUUAGUUAUCUCGUGAAAUUAAGAUGAUAUAUACAGCCAACCUACUUUUAUUGACCAAACUUGAUUUUAAAGAAAGAUAGCAAAAGAGAGAACAAAGACGAAGACUCUCAUCGCCUCUUCUCUUCCCCACCUUCCUCCCUAUUGAUGAUCUUGGAGCAAGAAUCAUGAGCAUCCUUCACAGGUUUCUGUCGAAGGAUAUGACCAACACCCCGUACUGUGGAUCCAAGGGUUGCAAAGAAGAGCACGCAGCUUCAGAUGUUUGUGGACCCAUUUGUUAUAAAGAGUGUCCUUCAAUCUGCCCGAACGUCGAUGUUACAGAUCUUUCUCCACCUCCAGUGAUUCACCACUACAUAGACGAAAACGUGAAAAGGAUCUUGAUCAUCUCAACUACUUCUAUCAUCACAACUCUCUUUCUCCUUACUCUACUCGUUCUCUGUUUCAAGUGGUACAACAGGAGAAGAUCAAUAGCGUUAUCAAGAAGAUGGAGCAUGGAGGAAGCUAGGAACUGGGAGUUUGAUGGACCGUCACCGGUUAUUGUUGAUCAUCCGGUUUGGCAUAUAAGAACCAUCGGUUUGAAUCCAACGGUUAUAAGCUCGAUCAAAGUUUGUAAGUAUAGCAAACAAGAUGGUGUUGUGGAAGGAACAGAUUGUUCGGUUUGUUUAAGCGAGUUCGAAGAAGAAGAGACGCUUAGGUUGUUACCAAAGUGUAGACAUGCUUUUCAUGUUCCUUGUAUUGAUACUUGGCUUAGAUCACACACGAACUGCCCGGUUUGUCGUGCUCCUGUUGUUGCGGUAAGUGGUGAUGAUAGUGAAGGUGUUGAGGAGAUCCUUGUGAGGAUUCCAGAGGAGGAAAGUGGAGAACUCGAUGAAGAAGCCGAGAGAGGUGGUGAGGAAGAAGCUGACGAGUUUUUUAGUGUUGUUGUUAGUGAUGAAGAAGAAGAGAAGUCGCUGCAGCGAGUGAGAAGGUCAGUGUCUUUGAGCUCGUUAUCGGGUUUAAGGGUGAGUGAAGUUGUUGCUGCUGGUAGAGGAAAAGAGAAGGUGAAGAGAGGCAAUGUUGGAUCUUCUGGGAGGUCAAGUUUCUUGAAGAGGUCUAUCUCUUACAAUGGUGAGUAGAACAAGCUCUAUGCAAGUUUCUUGAAGACAUAUACAAAUGUACUAUAUACUUUCUUGAAAGAAAAUCAAAAUAAGAAAAAUAAAUAUGUAUUUAAGGUGAUAUAAAGAGGAUGAUCCUACUGCAUAUUGUUUAUCAAAGCUGCUACUCUUGUCAAGUUAAAAGAGUUCUUACAGCUUAUACUUUGCUUUAGAUACAAUAGGUUGUAAGUUGAUUAAGUAUUAAUUAGUAUAUAUACCAAGGUUUCAUUUUGAAUGCUACUCUUUUUAGCGUUCUUGAACAACUGAUCUGGAACUUUUAUCGAAAACUCUUCAUAAACAUUUGUACCCAGCAGCUAUGUCCUAACACGAGACUGCUGUUUUCCCAUGUAAACCAGUUAAAUAUGAAUUGAUCAACUCUUCAGGGCGUUCACCAAACUAAAUCCACUUAAGUUGAUGUAUGGAGUUAGGUGACAAAAAUACAUAUUUUUCUUCUAAAAUUGAACUUAUCCUAAACAUAAAAACGUUCACCCGUUACUCAAAACAUAUAAUACCCUGAACUUAAAUUUUUUUUUUAGUAAAAACUAAAAACAGCCCCUCCUCAUGUGAAAUUGGGAUUUAUUUGGGCAUCUGCUUACAAUGUUUUGUUCCUCCUUAUAUUAACUUCACGCUGUUUUACAUAUAAAAAGGACACACAACAAAACUUAUUAACAGGGAAAUGUUAAGCCAAGAGGUUUUAAAUAAAAGUAGUGGAAAUUCUAGGAUCUUAAACUCAUAAUCUCCACCAUACACUAAAGUCAGCCUUUAAAAAUUUUAAGUUAAAAGAUAAUAUUCAUUAUAUACCAAAAAGAAAAAUCAAACUGGAAACACAAAAAAAAAACUGGUGGUCUUGUACAACCAUCAGAUCACUAUCACAUGGAAACUGGUUCUUUGAUCAGAAAAUAAAAAAGAGGAAACUGGUUCAAAAAAAUGGACUUAUAGAAAGAUACUUAUCUGCAUUAACAUUUACUGAAUUCAAAUUUUAAAUCUUUGAAGAUAGUAAAUUUCCCUAAAAUUAAUCAUGUUAUUAGUCCUUGAUCUAAAAUGCUUUUGACAAGUACAAAAGGAAUUUGAGAGUGGGGUCCAAAGCUGACACGGCACAAACACUUUGGUUUCUCCGUCUUUGUUGGAGAAAUGCAUUCACAUCCACUUCUUUUACAGAAACAAAUAAAAAUUCAAUUUUUUUUUAAUUUAAAUCUCUUCUUGCCUCUUCGAUCUCUCAGAUGAACACUCUUUGUCCCUUGUUGUCGCAUAUUCGAAAUACCCAGCUUUCCUUUCAUGGCAUCUUCCUCUCCCACUCACCUCUCUCUCUCCCUUGAUCCUUCUUCUUCCUCUUCCACCUCUCUCCUCAAUCUCCAAAGAACGAUCUCAGGUUCUAACGACUUUGAGAAGACCCACUUGAGAAUUCCCGUUUCUUUCAGG
Messenger RNA from Brassica rapa (field mustard), 2687 nucleotides. Its product is annotated as RING-H2 finger protein ATL54. The record is from RefSeq and is a predicted model, not a curated record. Lineage: Eukaryota; Viridiplantae; Streptophyta; Magnoliopsida; Brassicales; Brassicaceae. Gene Ontology annotation, biological process: protein ubiquitination. Gene Ontology annotation, molecular function: transferase activity.